Messenger RNA from Sesamum indicum (sesame), 879 nucleotides. RefSeq lists its product as uncharacterized. Lineage: Eukaryota; Viridiplantae; Streptophyta; Magnoliopsida; Lamiales; Pedaliaceae. The record is from RefSeq and is a predicted model, not a curated record.
ACUAAAAUUGCACUUCUCUAUAAAGCAUAUAAAUAAAAUCCCUUUCUCAUACAUUUCUUUUGUUUAUUGAUAUCAUCAAAGGCGUUUCUUUUUCCACUUGCUUAAACGUUGUAGUUUUCUCUCUCUCUCCACAAAGUUCAGUGCCAUCAUUUUGUUGUUCCAAAGCUCAUUCGACAAAUCACUUUCUCUCUCACAUAAUACACACGCACAUUUUCCCCAUCUCCAUGUUCAGACAAGGUUUCCCUAUUUACACCUAACCUUCUUCUGUCUCCCUUCAUCAACACACACAAACACACACACACACAUUCUUGUUUCCUUAAGUAACAGAAGAAGAGAAUGUCUGUAGCUAAUCACCUGCCGCCGCUGGUACAGCCACCGCCCGUGGUGGUGGUGGAGGCGGAGCCCACUCACUCAACCCACCAUUCCAUCGAGACACUCGUGGUGGUGCUAGCAGUCAUCACAAUACUCGGAGUCAUCGCGGGGAUCAUCGCUCGCCUAUGCGGCGGCCGCCACUUCGGAGGUUCCGGGGAACACGACAUAGAGGGAUGGGUGGAGAGGAAGUGCCGCAGCUGCAUUGACGCCGGUGUCCCCGCAGCGCCACCACCACCACCUCCUCCACCAGCCGCGCCGCCAGCCAAGGAGGUGGAGCAACCAAAGCCAGCACCCACUGAAGAGACAAAGAAGUGAGAGACUGAUUAAUUAGCUUGUCACCUAUCCUUCACAAUUUUUAUCCCUAUUAUUAUGCAUUAGUGUGACAAAAUUUAGGAUGUAGUUUUUUCUUCUUCCCCUUUUUACCCUUUUAGUUGUAGUUUUAUUAUGCCCAAUUAAAUUACAUGUUGAGUAGUCCUAGAAAUUAUGGUAAAACGUUGGUCAUUUGGG